Symbiodinium pilosum is the source of this 1119-nucleotide messenger RNA. The record is from the annotation of a GenBank genome assembly. Lineage: Eukaryota; Dinophyceae; Suessiales; Symbiodiniaceae.
CCGGCGGUCAUCAUUGACAACGGUUCCGGUCACGUCAAGGCCGGUGUUGCGGGCGAGGAGGCGCCACGGUGCGUUUUCCCAGCCGUCGUUGGCAAACCAAAACAUGCCGCGAUGAUGCCAGGUAGUGACAACAAGGAGUAUUACCUUGGCGAGGAAGCUGUUGGCAAGCGUGGAGUGCUGUGCUUGUCUUAUCCGAUUGAGCAUGGCAUUGUCAAAGACUGGUCUGAGAUGGAGAAGGUGUGGCAUCACACCUUCUUCGAUGCACUGCGCGUCAAUCCGGAAGAACAAGCCUGCGUUGUGAGCGAGGCACCCAUGAACCCAAAAAAGAAUCGAGAAAGAAUGAUCGAGAUGUUGUUUGAAAAGUUCAGCUGCCCUGCUGCCUACAUCGUUAUCCAGGCUGUCAUGUCGCUGUACUCCUACGGACGCACAACAGGGACUGUGGUGGACUCCGGCGAUGGUGUGACCCAUACAGUUCCAGUCUAUGAAGGCUAUGCACUUCCUCACGCGAUUCAGCGGUUGGAUCUUGCAGGCAGAGAUUUAUCUGAGUACAUGAUAAAGAUUCUGCAUGAAAGCGGGCACAACAUGACAUCAUCCUCUGAGAAAGACAUUGCACGAGAAAUGAAGGAGACAACCUGCUACGUUUGCAGUGGUGAUUGGAAAGCUGAAAUGCAGUCUGCCAAGGAGCGUCCAACCGAGUACGAAAAGAUUUUUAGCCUGCCAGAUGGGCAGCAGGUGGCUCUUUCCUCUGAGCGGUUCCGGGUCCCAGAAGUCAUGUUUGAUCCGAUGAUCGCUGGAAGAGAGCUCCCAGGGCUGCAUCAGUCCAUCAACCGUUGUAUCCAGGCCUGCGAGAUCGACCUCCGCAAGGAUCUAUUCAAGAACAUUGUUCUCAGCGGAGGAAAUACGAUGUUCCCUGGUAUAGCUGACCGAUUAGAGGCUGAACUCAAGGCCCUGGCACCACAAAAAAUCACGGUUAAAGUGGUCGCAAAUCCGCAAAGAAGGUACAUCGUUUGGAUGGGUGCUUCCAUCCUGACUCGACUUUCGAGUUUCCAAAGCAUGCUAAUCUCGAAAGCAGAGUAUGAUGAUGUAGGGCCGGCCGUUGUUCAUAGCAAGUGCUUCUGA